Molecule: messenger RNA, 1086 nt
Organism: Aspergillus pseudoviridinutans
Lineage: Eukaryota; Fungi; Ascomycota; Eurotiomycetes; Eurotiales; Aspergillaceae
Exons: 2
Coding region: 1-1086 (361 amino acids)
Molecular function (GO): hydrolase activity
Source: RefSeq, a predicted model, not a curated record
AUGCCUAUCCCAAUUGUGGACUCUCACAUUCAUCUAUUCCCGGAAUCGCAUCUCCCAACUCUGGCAUGGCAUGGACCCAACAACCCACUUGGAUCGCAGCACUCUGUCGACGAAUAUCGUGCAGCAACAGCAAUAGUACCUACAUCUCCAGACGCAGCACAAUACACUUACCUGCGCGGCUUCAUUUUUCUCGAAACGGACCGAAUCUCAUCGGUCGAAGAAUCGGGCGCUGGCUGGUCGCACGCUCUGGAUGAAGUGUCUCUGCUGACUCGCAUUGCUUUGGGAAACCCAAUUGCAGGUGAGGGACAUAGAGAUGUCGAUAGACAUUUAUGCUUAGGAAUUGUUCCCUGGGCUCCCGUACCGGGGGGUCCCGCCGCACUUGAAAAGUAUCUUUCGUUCGUUAAGGAGAGGACCCAGACGGAGGAGGUCUGGAGGAAAGUACGCGGAGUGCGAUAUCUUGUUCAGGAUAAACCGUCCGGUGUCAUGCUCAGUCAGGGGUUCAUUGACGGCCUCAAGUAUCUCGGUAGCAGAGGGCUGACCUUCGACCUUGGCGUGGAUGCGCGGCAAGGCGGUCUUUGGCAACUGAGAGAAGCGGUCGAGAUGAUGAAGAGAAUCUAUGAUGGCGUGGAUGGAGGCGCUGCAUUGACACUGGUUAUUAACCAUCUCUGUAAACCGAACCUUCGUCUGCCCUAUUCUACUUCUGAGCCUAUAACUUCUCAUCCCGAAUUCCUUGAAUGGAAGUCUCUCGUCAGGGCCAUGGCCCAGUAUCCUACAACUUACAUGAAGCUCUCCGGUGGCUUUUCAGAGUUACCUCCGCUUGCAUCGACUCCCGAUCCAGACAUCGCGUCCUUAGUUGAUAGACUACAGCCAUGGACAGACGUUAUUCUCGAGGUUUUCGGUCCUGAGCGGGUCAUGUUUGGAUCGGACUGGCCUGUUUGCAAUAUAGAUGGAGGUGGAAAUACUGUCUCCUGGAGUCGCUGGAAGAGUGUUGUAGAGAAUAUUCUUGAGAGACGAGGAUUGACUGAGGAACAGAAGAAAGGGGUCUGGGGAGAGGUUGCAGCGAAAGCGUAUGGUAUCAAGAUCUGA